AUGCAAGAAAAAACAUAUUUGAGAGGGCGGAUCAAAAAGCUACUUAGCAGGAGUCUUUCGGAUGGAGAGAAAUCAAACGAGUUGGUGGUUUUGUUUGUUACCGAGAUAUUGGCUUGCACCAUCUUGGACAAUAUUUUCAAUUUAUUAACUGACCCUGAUUUCUUGAAUUUGCAAUUGAUCAGGGUUAUCGGGGACAACUUGAAACGACGAAAUCAGGUGAAAGAGUUACGCUCUGCUUUGGAAGAACACACUUUGUCAUCAGUGUCAAAUGAAAAAGACAUGCCACUCAGUGCCACGGGCGACAUCGCAAACAUUAUUCAGGAAAGUUUUUUGGAAGACGACACCAAUGAUAAAACUGUCAUUCAAUUGGACCAUGAGUCGGUUGAAUGCUCCAAGGCAGAUAGGCUUGUUGCUUUGUUGAAAUCUUCGACUCAACUGAAGCCGUUCCAGCAGUACUUGGAAAGCAAACACAAGUUAUACUUGUUGAAAUUUUGGGAAAAAAUUGAAGAGUCUAAGCCCCCAUUGUUGGAUAGCUUUCAAGAUUGGGGUGCGUUAAGCCUCACCAAAAAAGAUUGCCUUGAAAUCAAGGAGAGUUAUUUUGACAAUGGCCUCAUUGAUAUUGGUGGUGCAAAUUUGGAUAAAUUUAAAGCUUUGACCGCAAAUGGGUCGGUAGGAGACACGCUUGACCUUCCAGACUGCAAGGGAAUUUUGAUAAAGCUACAGGGGAGAAUUUUUCAAGAGUUGUUUGCCGAAUAUUUUUACAAUUUUUUGUCAGCAGGAGUUGCCAAGAAUCACGUGGAGAAGGUGGAUGAAGGGGAAGCAGUUGUUGAUCAGAUCGAAGACAAGCUUGCAACUAUAAUGAGCGACCCCAAAUAUGAUGUUUUGGAAAGUUUCUCCGUCGGAUCUCAAAAUGAAAAGUUUGGUUCAGAGCUUUAUGAAAAAUUGUCUCCUCUGAAUCGAACUGAUCGAUAUUCUAAAUUAUUCGAAGAUGAUGAAGAAUACUCUGAGGAUGAGGAUGACUCCGACGAGCUAGAUACAGACAGUGAUUCAGUAAUCAUGAAGGAAAGUUGUGAAAGCAUGGAAUUGGCAGGUCCUGGUAAUUUGAAUUUAGCAGAAGAAAAGAUUCCUGCACUUGAAAAGGAAAUUGAAAACUUAAACCAGCAAUUGAUUUAUUUGGAACCGUUAUUGCGUAAAGCGCAAUUGACCAAUGACCAAUCGAAGUUAAAAUUGCUACUUAAAUCCAAAAACGGAGUUCAAAAAGAUAUUGCAUUAAAAGAAUUGCAAAAGCAGCAAUACAUUGUUCAAGAAAGUGAUAAUAGCUUGUUUGGAAAAUCCAAAGUUAGCAUUCUGUCGAUAGUGCACCAGAAUGAUAAGACAAGGGAGUUUGUAUUGUACAUUAUCGAAGUACAAAAGUUCUCAACUGAGGAUCCCAAUGUCGUGAAAGCAGGGUGGGUAGUUGCGAGAAGAUACAGCCAGUUUCAUAGAUUACAUGGGUAUUUGAAGCGUCGUUAUCCCAAGGUUUCAUCCUUGUCGUUCCCACAAAAGUCAAUUCUGGUGUUGAAGUUUCAACAAAAGAACAUUACAGAAAGUAGAAGACACCAGCUUGAAGCAUACUUGAAAGCUCUCAUUGAGAUUCCCGAAGUUUGUUCAGACAUGGCAUUUCGUUCUUUUUUAUCUUCGGAGAACUUUCAUUUGGGGAAGCAUCAACGGUUUGAUGAACCGAGGAAGUUAUCGGCAUUGUUUGGCUACCGAUGGUACUUGAGUUCAUCAAGUAACAGAAAUACAACUAGUGGCCAGUACUCGACAACCCCUCCAACCACUGAUGGUAGUGAAUUUUACAAAAAUAGGCGAGAAAUGGAAGUGGAGUUGCGUCAAUUUGACGAAAAACCAACAAGCAAACCCCUUUUCAUCAAACCUAUUUGUGACCUAGUCAUUACAGUAUUCAAUCUUCAUUGGCUUAAGGGUAGGGCUCUCGUUGUAAUUCUUCAACAAUUUUUCGGCACCGCUGUUGAAAAUAAAGUUUAUGAUGUGAUUCGUUCCAACUUGAAUGAAUCCAACAUUUCAAGUUGGUUGACAACAUUACGCGAGCUGUUAUUUCCCAAUGGCAAAUUCAAGUUGGAACCGGCGGUGAGAAGUAAACAGCAACAACUACAAACUCGUCAAGAAGCCAAACAAUUGUUCGACACGUUUAUGACGGAAACUUGUUCCAAAAUCGUUGGUAGUGAAAACACUGCCAAUGCUGCAACAACAAUAUUUCUGAUGUUACAAGUGAGCCAGUUGAACAAGGAUCUUUUGUUUCAUUGUUUUGAUGUAAUUUUAGAUGAGUUGACAAAACACAAAUAG
Lodderomyces parapsilosis is the source of this 2343-nucleotide messenger RNA. RefSeq lists its product as uncharacterized. The coding region runs from base 1 to 2343 and encodes 780 amino acids. NCBI's taxonomy places the organism in Eukaryota, Fungi, Ascomycota, Pichiomycetes, Serinales, Debaryomycetaceae. Gene Ontology annotation, molecular function: phosphatidylinositol binding. Gene Ontology annotation, cellular component: intracellular membrane-bounded organelle. The record is from RefSeq and is a predicted model, not a curated record. The transcript has a single exon.